Messenger RNA from Leptosomus discolor (cuckoo roller), 255 nucleotides. The record is from RefSeq and is a predicted model, not a curated record. NCBI's taxonomy places the organism in Eukaryota, Metazoa, Chordata, Aves, Leptosomiformes, Leptosomidae.
CCCCUGGACGCCAUGCACGAGAAGGGCCUCGCCGACGAUCCGCGCUACGGCCAGAUGAAAGGGAUGGGGCUGCGGCCCGGCGGGCACGCGGGCAUGGGCCCUCCUCCCAGCCCCAUGGAUCAGCACUCGCAAGGUUACCCGUCUCCGCUCGGCGGCUCCGAGCACGCCUCGAGCCCGGUUCCGGCCAACGGCCCGUCCUCUGGCCCUCAGAUGUCCUCGGGCCCCGGCGGCGUCCCCUUGGACGGCACCGACCCC